This is a messenger RNA of Necator americanus (New World hookworm), 204 nucleotides long. RefSeq lists its product as uncharacterized. Lineage: Eukaryota; Metazoa; Nematoda; Chromadorea; Rhabditida; Ancylostomatidae. Bases 1 to 204 code for a protein of 67 amino acids. The record is from RefSeq and is a predicted model, not a curated record. The transcript has 2 exons.
AUGAUUGCGUGGUCGGAAUGUAACAAAACACAAGGCAACAAACGUCGAAAUUUUCAAGCCGAACUUAUUUGCAGUGCGAGUGAAAGCACUACAAGCAGCGGAAAUACGAAACAGGAAUCGGUACUUAUGCUUCCACUGGACAUACCGACUCCCAUGAUCAGUCAUCCACUUCUUCACACUCGCGCCGGAUCUGUAUUUUUCUGA